GCGACGGCGCGGCGUCGUCCUGCGGUCCGCUCAUGCCGCAGGGCGGGGUGCAGGCGCUGGAGGCGAUGCUGUUCGCGCUGGACGCCGCCGCCCGCGACCACCUCAACCCGCCCGGCGUCAGCCUCGGCGCUCUCGUGCUGGACGACUGCGACAGCGACACCAGAGGGCUGGAGAUGGCCUUGGAUUUUAUUAAAGGUUCCAUCAGCAACAUCGACGACGCGGAGUACGCGUGCAACGCGACGGCCAUGCGGAAGGUGAUCUCGGGCGUGGUGGGCGCCGCCUCCAGCGUCACCUCCGUGCAGGUCGCCAACCUGCUGCGCCUGUUCAAGAUACCUCAGGUGUCCUACUUCUCGACGUCGCCGGAGCUGUCGAACAAGGCGCGGUUCGAGUACUUCACGCGCACCAUCCCCUCCGACCUGCACCAGGUGCGCGCCAUGGUCGAGAUCGUCAAGGUGCUGGGCUGGAGAUACGUCUCCAUCAUCUACGAGGAGAGCAACUAUGGGAUCAAGGCGUUCGAGGAGUUGGAGACGCUGCUGCUGCGCGACGACAUCUGCAUCGCCGUGAAGGAGCGGCUGGCGAAGGACUCCGGAGCUGCAGACCAGCACGGCUACGACGCCAUCGUCGAGCGCCUGCUGUCCAAGCCACGGGCUAGAGGAGUAAUAGUAUUCGGCUCGGACCAAGAAGUGGCUGGUGUGAUGGCAGCGGUUGGUCGUCGCGGCGCAGCAGGCUCCUUCAGUUGGGUCGGCUCCGACGGCUGGAGCGCUCGCGCCCUGGUGGCAGCUGGCAACGAGCCCGUGGUGGAGGGAACCAUCAGCGUGCAGCCCCAAGCGAACCCCGUGCGAGGGUUUAGAGACUACUUCCUACAGCUGACGCCUGAGAACAACUCCAGGAAUCCCUGGUUUGUCGAGUUCUGGGAGGAGCAGUUCAACUGUCGCUAUGGUCGGGCGCCGUACGCACACACGCGCGCACCACACUCACACACCGCCGCGCGUCCGCCCUGCACCGGCCGAGAGCAGCUUACGGCGGAUAACACGGAGUUUGAGGCACAGCUGCAGUUCGUCGCUGAUGCUGUUUGGGCUUUUGUAUAUGCUAUACGGGAUAUGCAUAGAGAUCUGUGUGGAGAUGAACAUGGUCUAUGUGAUAAGAUGAGGCCUGUUAGUGGACCGACGCUGCUGCGGUACCUUAGACAAGUGAGGUUCGAAGGUCUAAGCGGCGACGAAUUCCACUUCGACGCGAACGGCGAUGGGCCGGCGCGGUACAACAUCCUGCACUUCAAGCAGGUCGCCCGGGGCGUGUACCGCUGGGUGCAGGUCGGCCAGUACCGCGACGGCGAGCUGCAGCUGGAUAUGGACGAGAUCCAGUUCAAGUGGGGCUCACAGCGGCCGCCGGAGUCGGUGUGCAGCGCGGAGUGCGAGCUCGGCCAGGCCAAGCAGUACGUGGAGGGCGAGAGCUGCUGCUGGCACUGCUUCAACUGCACGCAGUACGAGAUCCGCUCCCCGUUCUCGGAGACGGCGUGCAUGGAGUGCGCGCGUGGCACUCUGCCAGACGUCACGCGCGUGCGGUGCGCGCCCAUCCCCGAGCUGUACCUGCGCCCCACCUCGGCCGCCGCCAUCGGCGCCAUGGCCUUCUCCGCGCUGGGCAUACUGCUCACCUUGUUGGUAUGCGGUGUGUGGGUGGCGCGGCGUGGUACGCCGGUGGUACGGGCUUCGGGCCGAGAACUAUCCUUCGUGCUGCUGACCGGAAUCCUGAUGUGCUAUCUCGUCACCUUCGCGCUAGUGUUGCGGCCUACUGACUUCCUCUGUUCCUUGCAACGGUUUGGCACCGGAUUUUGCUUCACUGUGGUGUACGCAGCGUUGCUCACGAAGACCAACAGGAUAGCGCGUAUCUUCAAUGCCAGCAAGCAGUCCGCACGGAGACCAUCACUCAUUUCACCUAAGUCACAACUGAUGAUUUGCUCAAUACUCGUAUCUAUUCAGGUGGUGAUAGUGGUAAUAUGGCAGCUGGCAUCACCAGCGCGCGCUAUCUACCACCAUCCCACGCGCGAGGAUAAUAUGCUGGUCUGCGAUUCCUACGUCGAUGCCUCCUACACCAUUACCUUCUUCUACCCCGUCGUGCUCAUCAUCGUCUGCACCGUCUACGCCGUGCUCACCAGGAAAAUACCGGAGGCGUUUAACGAAAGCAAGCAUAUAGGGUUCACGAUGUACACGACGUGCGUCAUAUGGCUUGCAUUCGUGCCGCUGUACUUCGGCACCGCCAGCCACGUGCCGCUGCGCGUCACCAGCAUGGCCGUCACCAUCUCGCUCAGCGCCAGCGUCACGCUCGCCUGCCUGUUCGCGCCCAAGGUAUACAUAAUCCUGAUCCGACCGGAGCGCAACGUGCGGGCCAGCCUGAUGCCGCACCGGUGGCGCGGGGGCGCAGCGCCAGGGGCGGUGUGCGCGGCGCUGGUGGGCGCUGCUCCCCUGCCGCGCCCACCAGCUACACCAUCCACGGAUCUAUCCACUUUAGAUGCCAAUGAGAAGUGGACUUUAACAGACCGUCAGGUGCAGACGGACGACCUGAGUCCACCACGGAAGGAGCCGGAGAGGAACGGACUCAAGCUGGAACCGCCCAAGCUGGAACUGCCCAAACUGGACCCACACAAGGACCUUCCCAAGCGGGACCCUCUGGAACUGGAUGCACUGAAACGUGAGCACCUCCAGAUGGACCCUCACAAGCCCCAGCAGUUGGAUCCGCUGCAGCUGGAUGAGCUGCGAGCUGGUUUGCCAGUGCCGCAGGGCGCGCAGCGGCGGCGUUCCGUCGCGGAACCCACCAUGAAGCUAGCUGUGGCGGUGGUGGGGGGGCCCGCGUUAUAGCGCGACCUGCCCCGCGCUCCGCGCCGCCCCGUGCUCGUCUGAGAUUAUUCACGCUGGGCGAUAACGACACGAUACCUAUACGAUCAUACGAUAUACGAACGAUUGCUGUCGCCAUCGUGAAUACGCGACAUUUUGAGCGACCUUGUCACACAUUGUUAAAGUCAUUUUGUUAAAGGGU
Molecule: messenger RNA, 3030 nt
Organism: Aricia agestis (brown argus)
Lineage: Eukaryota; Metazoa; Arthropoda; Insecta; Lepidoptera; Lycaenidae
Product: metabotropic glutamate receptor 2-like
Exons: 16
Coding region: 33-2852 (939 amino acids)
Biological process (GO): G protein-coupled receptor signaling pathway
Cellular component (GO): membrane
Molecular function (GO): adenylate cyclase inhibiting G protein-coupled glutamate receptor activity
Source: RefSeq, a predicted model, not a curated record